This is a messenger RNA of Durusdinium trenchii, 6039 nucleotides long. Lineage: Eukaryota; Dinophyceae; Suessiales; Symbiodiniaceae. The record is from the annotation of a GenBank genome assembly.
AUGGUGACCGGCUACUUGUUUCUCUUGUUGCGAUCCGCACUGUUUUCCGACACUGCGUAUUCCUUCGUGGUGGACUGGCCCGUUGAUCCGAUUGUGGAUUCCAACACCAGUACAACUUGGAGUUUGAUUGCAUCGCGCACUUAUGUAGGAAGCUGGCUGGAGAUCCAGCGCUUUGAAAAUUGGGUGCACUACCUGCGAGACUUCGCCUUCAUGGAGUCAGCAUCGACGUCCAUAAACUCCUUUCAAGUCAGUGCAGGAAAUUCAACUGACGUGUCAAUGGCAGAGAGUCUUCAUGAGUUCGAGUUUUCAAUCAAUUUGGGCGCUUCCGGAUUGGCUGGGGGUGGACGCUUGAGAUUGAUUGCCUCACCACUCUUGGGAUGGAGCAGUGAUCCCUCAAGGCCUGUGAACACCAGCAUCCUCCAAUCCAUUUGGCUGAUGGACGCCUUUCGCUAUUCAGGACCAUGGCGUCAGACUCGAGGAUGUGGCGGCUUUUGGCCUGGAAGUCUUCCUGGUGAAACUCAAUGUAGUAUCAUGGAAUAUGGCCCUGCAGGAGGCCCUGCAUAUGGCCUUCAGUUACAGAUUCCGAAUCGAUCCGCAUUGCUCGCAAACCGAGCUUACACCUUCACCUUGGCAGUGCCGGGCAUUCAAUCAUUUCAAGCAGUUGUGCACUGGGAAGCCAUCGCCUUUCAGCGUGUGUCAGAUGAUGUCUACGAAAGCAGCGCUGUGCUUCGUAGCAACUCUGCAAUGCUGGGAGCCCCUGUCGACAAAGCUCACCUUUGCGCGUCUUGUUUGUCGCUCAAUGUGCUCUACGGCAGCUACACUUAUCCCGCUCCAAUCGGGAGCAUCAUAGCGACAGUGGAGCUAGAGCUGGAGUUGAAGAUCUUCGCCUACAAUGCCUCGGUGGUUCUGAGGUUGCUCCCUCCAUUGGGCCCUUUGGAGACCUGCGAAGCGCCUGGCUUAGGCCAGGCUACCAUGGGGGCUGCGAGUGAGGCACGAUGGCAGGGAGACUUUGUGCUGUAUCCUCAUGUGUCGUACGUGGCAUCCUGCUUGCUUUACAAUGGGCCGAAUACCGUGGCAUAUAGCUCUUGGAGCCUCACCGUGGAAGCUCCAGUGGGUGGCACGGAGACCAUAAACUUCGAGGCAAACGUGACAUCAACGAAGUAUUUGGUGAUUCCAGUUCUAUCUGGCGGACAGGUUUUGCCACUGCACCCUUUGCUUGGAAGGUGGCAAGUUCUAUUGGUGCGUAUGGUCACACCUGUCAGAGAUGGAUUCUCUUUGCUUCACUGGACUGGCACGGCACAUCAGCUUCAGCUGGUCAUGCCGGUAGGCUUCUCCUUUGGUUUCGAAGGGCACGGCGCAUGCACCAACUUUCGGCCGGUGACGUCGGCACUUCCGCCGUUGCCUUUUACUUCUUGUGAAACAUCUGCAGAUCUACCAGGCAUCAGGAUCAUGAUUGAUGGCAAUGAAGUUGGCUUUGAGCCGGAGCGAAGCUAUGCGUUCCAAGUCUCGUUGGAAAAUCCAAGGAGCUUCCCAUUGCAGAAUCACUGGUCUCUCCGGCUUGUAGACGACAACAACCUGCUGGUAGCACAGAUGGAAGACGUGCCAUCGGUUUUGAGCUCCGUCACGGCGGCUUUACGACCCAAUGAUCCAGAUGAACUCUAUGAUACCUCCUUUCGCCUCUUUGAGAAACCAAUUUUGAUCCAUGCCAUCCUUGCUGAAGACGCUGCAGCUGGUCGGAGCACUAGACUUCAAAUCGAGUUCACUUUGUCAACGCCAUUGAGCCUCGGAGAUGUUUUGGUUCUGACAGCACCUUCUGCUUUCCGUUGGCAGCCAGUGCUGUAUGACCCCUCCACGCAAGUGGCUGCUACCGCUUUUCCAGCUGGACUACCAGAGGUCCCUGCCUUUGCACCGUGGAUGCUCCGCGUGGACAUUCUUGGGAUCGCCUUGGCGGACAUUAAUUAUGUGCUGGUGGCGAACGUCACCAACCCGGAGGCAUGGAGUAGUGUUGAUAUGGAUAUGAACUAUUGGCAGCUGGAGAGCCUCUACAAGCACACAGCAUUCUCCCGUGGUGAAAGCCGAAGAGACACGGGCGUCAAAAAAGGCUACGAUGUCAUCGGGUUCCUGAAGCAUUGCUUGGCCCGAACUUCAAAUCGACUUCGCGGCUUUGAGACAUGGGUCUCUUUGACCUUUCAACUGUCAGAGCCUCUUGGUCUUCAAUCCUGGCGUCAAGCAGAUGCACCAUCAAAGCUUCGAAUAGCACUUCCAAACGGCUUCCAACUUCCGGACGAGACUUCCUGCUCAAGCUUUCUCCAACGGUAUGCGGAUCCAGAGAAUCCUCAACUUCCUUCGUUGCAGUUUCCACGGAGCUAUGGACCACUUCCAGAGCUCAACCAGUUGGUCUGCAGUGUGACCCAGAGAACGGUCCUAGACAUCGAAUUGGGAAGCUCUCCCUUACUGCCCAACCUUGUCUAUGCUUUUCGACUUCGUGUGCUAUCUCCGAAGUUGGAUCAAGUUCGUGGCCGUUAUUGGUCGCUUCAAACGUUGACCUCCGAAGGAGUGGUCAAGGAGAGCUGUGCAGUGGAUUUAUGGGACUCGUCAGGACUUCUUCCAGACGUGGCCCUGCCAGCCGUGUACGACCAAGACAGGUCUGGGACUCCAACCUUGACGACGGCAUACCCUAUCAGCCUGGCACAUCUUCCUCAAGGGCCAAUGACGCUGGUGGUACAAGCCUCUGAUGGUUUUUCGUUCCCUUACAACUGUGUCAGAGAGUCGAUGGUGACCUGCGUUGGCAGCAGGGCUGUUGCUACACUGUCCGUUGGAGCUGACGUCUCAUUGAUCACACUAAAAGUCCGAAUGCCAACAUGGAAGGCAAGCGAAAGUCCUUGGUCGCUCACCUUCUACGGAAGUGUUCAAGAGGAGCUCCAAACGCUGGCUAGUCCGAUUAUCCAAACACCUUUGGUGAGAAUACAAUCUCCCUUGAACACAUUCCGCGCGGAACCUGUCCUGCAGUCGGCCGUAUUGAAUCUGAGAACCUCAAAGACUAUACCAUCAGGCGGUUAUAUUGAACUGUCAUUGCCAGGUUCUGCUUUUGUCUUUGUCCCGGAGAAGCCCUGUUCCAGUCUCGGCGAAGACUUUCAGACGUUGCAGCAGCUGGAAUCCAGCUCUCAUGCUGAUGCGACGGUGAUACCACAAGGAUGCACUGAGGGCAGCCUUACCUGCUCCAGACCUUUGAUCUUCAGCUGCCAAGUUCCAGAGGCGACACGUUUGCGUGUCCAGGUAGCUGAGACCUUAAGCCCAGGAAGCUACUGCUUGGACUUUGAGGGCCUCGUUCCUGAUGGUCGCACCGUACCAGAAUUCCCGGUACAGCUGGUGACUAAAGAUGCAGAUGGCUACACGCUGGAGAUAGCGCCCCUUCUGGGUCAAAGCUCACAAUCAUUGUCUGGCAUGGCGCCUGUGGUACAACGUGCGGCACAUUUAUCAUUGUGUUAUCCAUCGAGACUGCCGAGUGCAGAUCCAGCUCAGUUGGUACUUCGUCUGGCUUUCAGCUCGUUAUUGCUCUCAUCGAACCAGCUGUCCCUAUUUGCUCGGCUUUGCUUUGCUGGGGUGGAUUUCGGGGCCACGAAUGGCACUUUGCCCUGCAACGUGGUGUCUCCAGAAGAUGCCACUGUCUCAUGCAGCAUAAUUCCAGGCUGUACAUGUGUGACUCUUCAGAGCAGCCGAGACUUGUUCCUGCCCUUUCAGCAGGUGGCGAUUUCGCUUCCAGCAAUCCUGGCACCCAGUGCCAUGCCUGGCCUUGACCUGGAACUCCUGGGACAGCUUGGAGAGUCAAGAUUCAUUUUGCAAGCGGCAAGCUAUGUGGCGUCCUUGCCAAUUCUGCCGCUUUUGCAGCUAUCCAUCACAGCCACGACACCCAUUCUGGAUGGCUUCUUUGCCCAGCUGCAGCUAGAGAUCCCCAACGCAUCAUUUACAGACGUUUUGGAUGUUUCUUUGCCAGUGGGCCUCUUUGUGGACACAUGCAGCCCGGUGUGCUUGAAAGCUCCUCAAAGCGAUGCAUCUCCAGAGCCAGUCUGGCGAUUUUUUGGGAUGGAUGAAGUCACCAUCUUAACCAUGGAGUUGUAUGCAAGUAGCCCACUGAGCGCACAGAACUUUUGGCGCGUGAUCCUCCGCGACAAGGAUUUGCAAGCGACUUCUGCAGUGACCUUGCAAGGCUUUUCCGUGGCGUAUUCAGCUUCAUUGGAUGUGGAUGUGUCUUCUCAGCGAGCUGGCUCAUUAUUCUCAAAGAUGGUCCUCACCUUUGCACUCACAGCAGGGCUGCCAGCUGGUGCGCUUUUAUACAUUCAGCUUCCAGCCAUGGUUUCGGAGCCACAAGAAGUUGAGCCAGGCGGUCUUUUUCAGCAUGCAUCAUCGACCCGUCUGAACAUGACCAACGCCGUGUUGUUUAUCACAGUACAGAGUUUGUCCACUGGAGUCAACUAUGCCAUCAGCUUUCCGAUGGUGAACCCGAUUUUGAGUCCUGAAUCCAACCACUUCAUCCUGCAGACAUACCUGCCUGAACUGCAAGAAAUCCACUCCAUUGGAACCAGCGAAGGAUACCAAGUCUACGGCGAGUUUGAGUCAUUCGGACUUCUCAGCAUGUCUUCUGUUCCAGAGAUCUUGACUCCAUCCAUGAUCCAGUUCAGAUUACGUACCCCUUUUCCAAGCUCGGCGGAUUCUGUCCAACUGCGCCUGGUUGCGGAAGCCAACAGUUUUGAUGCGCAAAGCUGCAUAGUCGAUGUUUUGAAGCCAGGGACGAGCCUUCCGAAGAUAACAUCGAUUUUGCUCAUGCCAGAUGACUGUUUGGUGGAUGCCGAUGGAGCUCGUGCGGACUAUAUGUUUGCACGGGUCUUCCUCGCCAAGACCAAUUAUUACUUCUGGAUAUACACCCUGAAUCCAAUAUCCCAGACGCGCACUUAUGCAGCAAGUACCAUCUUCAACGACCAGCGUGUCCAUGAGACGUCCUUUCGGUCCUCACGGUCUCAGUUGCUUGGUGCUGUAAUUCCUGGAUCUUAUGCAGCCAAUGUGACGCACCGAGCAGUGUUGAAGAUCUUUUCUGCAAGCGGCCUGCAGGGACAGCGGGGAUCCCUGGAGCUGCAACUGCCCCGAGGUUUUGGUGUCUCUUGUGAAGACUUUCGUCCGCGUGGGACUCUGCCAACAACUGCGCGAUGCAGAACUUUGCAAGAAACGGAGAGUUCAGGAGCUCGUCUUCAGAUAUAUUGGAGAUCAUUGUUUGGGGAAAGUGAGUUGAAGCCACCCUUCGAAGUUGCUUUCACUCUGAUGAAUUCCAAUACAACCGGCACUGAUACGGAUGACUCGGAUGACGGAUGGAUGGCCACUAUGUAUGAGGGUGAGAAUCAAGACUUUGCUGUGGAUUUUUCAGGGCAUGCUGGCCUGAAGACCUUCGCGGUUUGCCCUGCAUUCCUGGAAUUUAGCCUUCGCAGAGAAGACGCAUUUACGAUCUCCAUAGUUAUGCGAACAGGAGUGGAUGUCCCAGCUGCUUUUGACAUCCUCUUCCGCGUGGAGCUUCGUUCCUCCCUCUCAGCCCCAGCAGAAGUCUAUUGUCCAGAAACCUCCGUUUGGCAGCCUCGGGAGGAACUGGUUGGCCACGUCAGUAGUACUGCACAGGGACUUCCCAGAUACACCGUAUGCGUACAAGAGCCGCGGGCGACGACACCUGCAGACUAUUUGAGCAGUGCCUCUCAGCAUAUUUCUGCGGUCCUUUUCCAUUUGCCCUACAGCCGCUUCUAUGGCCAACAAGCUGAGUCUCAAGGACUCGAGGUUCGGAUGCAGCGAAGCCAAAUGGCGUUUGCUCCCAUGGAGCCAUCACCCAAUGAGGCUUUGGCUGAGCGGGUCAAUGUGAACCUGGAGUCGCAAGGGCAGCGUAUCUCCUGCGCUUCGCUGCCCUUGGGCCAAGUCGCCCUGGUCGACGCAUCCUCAACGGACCCAACCGGCGAUCUCGGUGAUUUGACAGCCGAUGUUGCAGGGAGUUCAGCCACUGGUUAG